This is a messenger RNA of Planococcus citri (citrus mealybug), 4369 nucleotides long. RefSeq names its product serine/threonine-protein phosphatase 4 regulatory subunit 1-like. Gene Ontology annotation, molecular function: protein phosphatase regulator activity. Lineage: Eukaryota; Metazoa; Arthropoda; Insecta; Hemiptera; Pseudococcidae. Gene Ontology annotation, biological process: protein dephosphorylation. The coding region runs from base 977 to 3490 and encodes 837 amino acids. The record is from RefSeq and is a predicted model, not a curated record. The transcript has 12 exons.
GUUGUUUAGUAGAGUUUUUAGUUGGUACGCGAACGUGAAGCGGCGUGAACGUCGAUCGUUUUGUGUUAGAAUUUGUGUUGUGUGCGGCUGCGGUGGUUCUUUUUCUCAAGAGUGAGUGCGCACGAUACUCGCGGGCAACGGUGGUGUUUUUUUUUUUACUCUCUCUCGCUGCAACAAAGUAUCUACCUAUGAUCGAUUUGUUCAUUUUUUUUCAAAAAAAUUUGACGAGGUGUUCCUUUUGGAGGAACUUCAAUCACUACUGAGUGUAUUAGUGUCCAAUGUCCAACCAAGGAAGACUUGCCAUGCGGCGGGCUUGUGAGAUGUGUGUUUCUCGGUGAUUGUGACGACCACGAAGACGCGACGCGACGCGACGAUAACGAUGGCGACGCUAGUUGAUGGAUGUUCGGUGGUAUUUGCCGUUGGUAUCGCGAUCGCCGGUCUAAAAGAAUAGACAAGAAUGUGCUGCUUAGCCUUAGCGACCACGACGACGAUUUGGCGCCUUUUUCUCAUCAUCUUGGGCCUGGUGGUAUUCGCUGUGCCUCUGCAGGUUCUUCUUCGUCGGGUUGUUUUUGUUCGAAUUCGAAUCCUUGGUCGUCGUCGUUGUUUUGUGCUCGUUCGUCGUGAACGGACCAACGCGAAUGUGGAAGUGAUGUGCUAUAAUGAUGAUGAUGAUGGUGUGGUGAAUAAUAUGGUGCAAUUUGUCAAGCAGGCUGUGUGGAUAUCUACUCGUGCUUCGCGGAGUUGUGAUUUUCUGCUGUUUUGUGGAUAUUCCAAGUUUUACGAAUCAAUCAAAAACGAUCCAGGGUGAAGAUGAUGACAAUGAUCUUCAUGAUCGUCGAGAUCACGAAUAUCCGCGGCCAAACAAAUACUAGAUGUUUUGCAACAAGCCGUAUCCUCCGUGGAAGCGUACAGCGAGCACACGGACGUGGAAAAAGUAUUCGCCAAAAUUGCCAAAUUGUCCCAGGACGAAGAACCGAUGGUAAAAUGCACGUUGCUCAACAGUCUGCAAAAAGUGGCCAGCUUUUGCGCCGAAUACGAUUCGCCAUUGGUAUCGCUGAAACCGCUCAUCGUCACCGAUAUCCUGGUCAUCGUGCUGAAAGAUAUCGCCGACGAGUUCAAAACCAGAAAUAUUAAGGUCCGCAAAGAAGCUUAUAAUACGUUGAAAUAUUUACUACACGAGAAUCUAAUCAGCAAGCAGAACAUCGAAGAUAUGAUGAACGAGAUUUAUACGGCUUUGGUCGACGAUCCUCGAAAUGUACUCAACGUUAUCGCUGCCGGAAAUUUUAUAGCCAGAAUGCCGCCUGUGGUCGGAGAAGAAGUGACUGAAAAGCUACUACUGCCCAAGAUAUCAGAAUUGUGUUCGCAUCCGCAGCCGAAAGUUCGCGAAGCCUGCGUUCAUUUCUUAAUCGAUUUGGCGUGUUUUGUGAACUCGAUGAUUACGGAGAAUAUUAUCGUACCGUUGUUCGUUAAACUUAGCCAAGACGACGAAUGGUACGUGAUCAAAGCAUGCGCUGAAACGUCGGUCAUGUUGUCCUGCCUGUGCCUUAUGGAAUCGCGUAAAACGGUGCUGUGCCAUUCGUUCAUCGAGCUACUGCAAUACGGAUACAACGUCACGCCUGCCGCGUUCAAACAUCUCGGACCAUUUAUUACGACUUUUGCUCAGCCUGCCAUCACCGGACUGGCGUGUAAUCUACAGGGUGAUUUUGUAUUGGUGUACGAUAAAGAUUUCGAAUUCCCAUUGCAUUCGCGCAGAGCUUUGUUCCAGUUCAACGAAGAGAAAUUGGAGGAUUGCUCGUACGUGUUUAUGUUACCAAAAAACGAUUUCAGUUACGAAUUUACUAACGAUAAUAACACGAUCAAAAACGUAACCAGUGACGAAGAUAGCUUUAAUAAUAAUAGUAAUAAUAGUCGAGAUAGCGAACAAAAUUUUUCUAACGAGUUUACCAACUUGAACGAAGGCGCCGGACAAGCGCUGGGUAAAGUUACCAAUCAAGAUGAAAACGCUAAUAACGAUUUGAAUAGUAUUAGUUACGAUAACCAACCCGAUCUGGUGCAGUCCUGUCUGCAAAAAGUCAUUAAUACCAACGCCGAAGUGGAUAAUAAAGCUAAAAACACGACGAUUACAGAAGGUUGUCCAUCGUCGCCGGAAACGUUGAUGGAAAUACAAGAUCAUUUUAAUUCGUUUCAAUUUUGGAGAGAUCCUAUUCCAGAAUUUGAGGAACUCGACUUGCCAACUGUGACGAUGACGGAGACAUCUAUGGCUGAUUACAGUUUGAACGAUUAUAACGAAGAAGAACUGAAGACAACACACAGUAACGAUCUGUUUUACAAACGAGCUUCGAAAAAACCCAUUUUGCUGAAACAGUUUCGAGACUCGCCUCCUCGUAGCCUACGCAGACACAAGUAUUACGACGCACAAGUGGGAACGUUACCAUCGGAAAGUGGCCAUGAAUUGCAUUCGACAACAACGACACCUUGCGGUAUCAGCAGCGCCGGCGUAAACGGCCCUAAACAGACGAUCGUACCUCAAAUUCUGGUGGAUUAUUUCGUUACGAUGCCCGAAACGUAUUCGAUGUUGACGAUAGAUUGCGCGUACACGUUUCCAGCCGUCUUACUCACGUUGGGAGCGUCGAAUUGGAAUCUGCUAAAAGAACUGUACUGUAAAUUAGCUCUAGAUGGCGAGAAAAAAGUCAGAAAGAUGAUAGCGAACAAUAUACACGAGAUCGCGUCCAUAUUGGGAGCGGAGCUUGCAACUCAGGAUCUAAUACCGGUGUACAAUUCGUUGAUAGACGACCUCGAAGACGUGCGAAUUACGGCAUUGAAUCACAUAUCUUCGUUUAUCAAAUUACUCAAACCGAACGGUCGCAGUUUGUUUUUACCUCAUUUGAUGGAGUUCAUGAUGACCGAUUACUCGUGGAACUGGAGGUUCCGUAAACAGCUGUCAGAGCAGUUGAUCGAAAUGAUGACUUAUUUUUCGGCGAGCGAUUGCUGGAAAUACGUGUCGCCGGUAGCGCUUACCUUGUUAACCGAUCGAGUAUCUGCUGUGAGAUUACAAGCUUUAAGUCUGGUGACGUAUUUGAUACGUGCUCUAGCCGCCGAUAUCACGCUGCUGAGAGGUAUUCUUGCCGAAUUAGCCGAACAGUUCGCCCACAGCACGCAGUGGUCUCGAAGGCAAUCGUUCGCGUUCCUAUGUUCCUGUUUGUUGAAAGAUCCGGUGCUGCCGGACGACAUGUUCGCCAGAGACGUUUUACCACAUUUGUUAGAUUUAAGUUGGGAUAUCAUACCGAAUGUUAGAAUCGCGGUGGCGCGUACUUUAGCCUGUGACGUUAUGACAUAUCCUUUUUUUAGUAAUAUAUUCAGUCCUCACUACGACGUUCUAACGCAGGUGUUGAAACGCUUAUGUAACGAUCGAGAUCGCGACGUCAGAUAUUUCGCAUCGUUGAAAUCGCAACCAUUACCGUCGUUAACGCAUUUCGACGUUAGCUAUUGAUGGAAAAUAAUAGUGAAGCCCCCCUCCCCCCACCCGUCAAGCCUACGUAAACCAAUGCUGAAGAAUUAACUUACGUAUGCGACAUUGUAAUAUCGCGCUGAAAGAUUCAACUUGCAUAUUAAUUUUUUGAUGGAAAAAUUGAACCGAAACUAAUCGCACAUUUUUACAACAAAGAAGAAUUUCGUAUUUUGAGAAUGCGAAUACGAUGUACUAUUUACUUACAGAAGACACACGUUUAAAGUCUGAAAUAUGAGGUGAUCGAUAACGACGAAACUUAAUUGCUCAACAAAGUGUUCAUUAUAUUGUGCAUAAUGCAAUAGACCGAAUUUUUCUCCUCUUUUUCUAUCUUGUGUAUUUUUAUAUCUCCAUGUACGUCUCCUCCCCCUGUUUAAUUUUUUUUCUGAUCGUCGUGUUUUUUUUUCUUUUCUAAUGAAUAUUAUUUAUUUAUUUAUUUUUUGUACGUACGUAUUUAUUGUUGUACUAUUUCUCAUAUUUCGAGUAACACGGGUGCCGCAUUUUUUUUAAAUGGUGAAUUUACCCUUCGAUAUGAAGUAUAAACGUAUGCGUUUAUUGUGAUAUGUUUUUUUUUUGUCUUUUUCUUUUUUUUAAUGUUGAAAUUUUAUUUAGUAACAAAAUUUUACGUUUGCGGUAUCCAUAACGAUUACACGGUUUUAUAUUAUGCUGUUUAUAUUCUUGUUUAUUCUUUUUUUGAUCACUGUUAUAUUUACCUUCUGCGUUUGGAAAAUUGCCUUGUGGAAUGUUUUCUUCUUUUUUUUGUAUGUAUACGCAUAUGGUGUAAAUCGUUAUGGAUAAUGCAGACUAUUUUGUACAAGUCGUUAGGGUUUAUGCAAAUAAAAGUUUUCGAGUUGUGAGUUCUUA